This is a messenger RNA of Topomyia yanbarensis, 3183 nucleotides long. RefSeq names its product serine/threonine-protein kinase 40-like. The record is from RefSeq and is a predicted model, not a curated record. Gene Ontology annotation, biological process: protein phosphorylation. The coding region runs from base 280 to 2487 and encodes 735 amino acids. Gene Ontology annotation, molecular function: ATP binding; protein kinase activity. The transcript is spliced from 4 exons. Lineage: Eukaryota; Metazoa; Arthropoda; Insecta; Diptera; Culicidae.
UUCCACCUCUUGCCUUCCAGCAACCAAUCGUCUGAUUUAAUUACGCUACAUUUUUCCCAUAAUCGCGUAAUCAGCGGUGGUGAAGUGUUCGUCGUCAUUUUUCAUUUCUCACGUCGACACUCUCUCUUCCUCGUUUGAAGUUGUACGUGGUAUCAGGUCGUGUAACAGUGUAAUCCAACGGUUGUGAGUACGUUCGAGUAGCGGAUUGGGCGUAGGAAUUCGGUCGAGUUUAGUGCAAGAUCUUACGAGACAAGAGAGUAGUGAAUUUGCUGCAGAACAAUGCAACGUAGAAGAGUUUUGGGAAAGCGUCUGUUCGGUGAAUUCGCUGCAAGUGGAUUCAAUGCAAAGCGCAACCGCUCGGAUCAGGAAGUUCCGACGAUGGAAGAUGACACUUCCGCUUCACCAUCAACAUCGACAGCUGGAACCAGUAGUGGUGGAUCGGUUAGACGUCCCUGUACAGACAUUCUCGCCAAAGUACCUCGCGCUGGAACCCCGGUCGAAAGAAAUCGUGUCAGAACAGCGGGACCGUAUGUGAUAGGCCAUGAGCUGGGUACUAGCCCAGGCGUACCGCAGACACAGUAUCUAGCUCGAAAGGAAAACACUAGCGAGUUUUACUUGCUUAAGAUUCUUAGCUACGAUAUUGAAACCGAACUGGUCAACAAAGAGACACAGCAAGGAAAAACACUGUUGCAUACGGAAUACACGCUACUUUCACUGCUAGCAGAUCUCGAUGGGGUCAUCCACCAUCAUGGACUGUUUUGCGAUUACGCUCUAGAGGAAAAACAGGUCGAUUCGACUGAUUUAAAUCUACGUCAACAGCGCAUCUACACAGGUCGACUGAAGCGCCGUCUUAUUCUAGUACUGGAUUGUGUCCAUUCACAUGAGUUCUGUGAGCGUUCUGCAGCUUACGUGAAUCUUCAGAAGCACGUACAAACGCAUAAAUUUUCCGAGAUCGAAGCACUGAUGGUUUUCUACGAAAUCGUCAAAGUUGUAGAACAGCUCCACCAGCGCAACGUUAUUCAUCGAGAUCUAAAACUGAAUAACAUUGUACUGAACAGACGCACCAACAAGAUUGUGAUAACAAACUUCUUCCUGGCAAAGCAUCUCAACAGCGAGGAUGACAACCUGUUCGAUCAGCGAGGAAGUCCGGCCUACAUCUCACCUGAUGUACUCGGGGGAAAGCCGUACAAGGGCAAACCAUCGGACGUGUGGGCCCUUGGAGUGAUCCUUUACACGAUCAUUUACGGCAAGUUCCCGUUCCUGGAUACUACACCGUCGGCUUUGUUCAAAAAGAUUCGCCAAGCGGACUACGUGAUCCCAGUUGAAACCAAAACCAGCCCCCUAACGAUCCAGCUGAUUAAAUCCAUGCUUACACUAAACCCGUCGGAGCGAUUCACUGCCACCGAAGUUCGCAUAGAGCUGGAACGGUCGAUCGUAAGCCUACUCGGACCAAGAAUCGAAAUAGAUCAAAUUGUUCCGGAAGUGGAAGAUCUCGAACAGACUGCUGAUGAACGAAACAGAGGCAACCAGCAGGGUAGCGAUAGCAAGCCAACUUACCCAAGCCAUGAAUUAUCGCGGGAAUCGUUCAGCCGCGUACUGGAGUCGGGUAUCCAUCGUCGUGAAAACGAAAGUUUUUUGAGACCACGAUCGCUAGUCACUAGAGUUAUUUCGAUGCGCAACAAUUCCACCAAUUUGCGUGGAUUUGCCUCGGGCGGAAAUCGACUAACCGUGUUCGGUAGUAGUAGCCCCCGGAGUUCAACCGUAAACAGUAUCCCAAUCGGGAGGAACCGUCCAACCAAUUCAAAUGAAGCUUUUGUUGUUCGGACUCCGAACAACAGACCUGAAUUGGUCCAGGUUCGCCUCGCCCCCAUAAAUACUACCAAUGGGGACAAUUUCGUAACAAUGGCAACACAAAACAUAGGUCAACAGCAACAGCAACAACCACCGAACUUGAACUCAGCUCAGCAACAAUCUGUCUUCGUACACGUGGAUGCACAGGCUUUGAAUCACAUCAUCAAUUUUCAAACAUCCAACGCGAUUCCCAUCCCGAUUCAAGCUCCAAUGAUUGCCAGUCCAUCCGUUGCCACGCCGUCAGUGGUCGCUUCAGCAUCGCUUCAAAAUCCGGGCGUACAGAACCUGUUUUCCGCUAUGAACGACAUGUUUGCUCGUGGUCGCAUGCCACCGCCAAGUCGUGAUGAAUCACCCGAUUUCCAAGGCAUUAUUACACUUGAAAUGGCCAACAAAAUUGUCACCUGGCUGUUGGCCAACUUCCGGAAUCAUGCUGUAGUUCGGGAAAUUUUUGGCAGUACCUCCGGUAACAAGGUCAACAACGUGUUGGAAUUGCUACGUCGGUUUGGUGUACAGAUGGAGUCCAGAGGUGGUACCGCGCUGAUCAAAGUGGAGCAAACCAUAGAUAUUUUGAUGUUUAUGACGUAUUUGUUGCAGGUGGCCGGAAUGAAUAACAAUUACUUUCUCAAUUCUUACUGAUUGAAAAUGGAGUGCCCGUUGUUCUGGGUUGCUAGGGCUAUUUCGUUAUGAAGUUAUAUUUGUUUUACACAAUGUGUAAAUAAGGAGAGUGGCGCUAGGUGAGGUCGACAUAGGUCAGCACAAUUCACAUUGAAUUUUGUUGUAUUUAAUAGAUGUGCAUUUUAAACAGUCACUAGGUAUGUGUGUAAGCGUGACUAAAUAAACAGCAAUAUUCGCUGUUUGAUAAUUGCUCGAUUUCACAUGAUGCUUGAACUCACUUUGGAGUUCGGCAUCGCUUUUCUAUCUAACAUUGGCACCUCUCGUUUUCGUUUAAAUUGAUGUUGCUGAAUUUCAGUCAUUAACGCAAUCAGCCUCUAUCUUUCACAAGCCAGACCGCUUAAUUGAUUUUUUUCUCCAAAAUUGACUAUGCAGAAGUCUCUUAUGUUGAAAUGAAUUUUGUUGUUUAGUUUGUUCAAAGAAGAUAGCAAAAACUUGAAGUAAACAAGCGCUGGUUGGAUCUAAAGCGUACUCAUUUCGCCCUAUCCCGCUGUUUGUUAGUGUUGGAUGAGUUCGGUUAUAGUCGAAGUAAUGUCUUGACCAUGUUUUGAGAAAAAAUGAAUUAUGUUAAACAUUUUAAGUUGAAAUGAAUUUCGUUAAAAAUAAACAUCAUGCUGAGUUUUUCCUACACUGAAAAUCUUGUCAAUAUCCCCGCAAGAA